CACAGAGAUCUACUUGUGCAUUUGCCACUAUCCAAAUGGUGCAAGGAAAUCAAAGACUGGCCAGCGAAUACCCAAGCAGUACUGUAAUCGGCACGCAUGCCCCGCCCGAGAAUUGCCCGUCUUCCGGCAUCUAUUCCGUAACCCCACUCUACGAUUUCCUCACCGAUAACAAUACAUCAUUUUUUAUUUUCUGGGCGUUUUUAACUUCUUUUUCUUUCUUCAGCUCGCCAUGACUGUAUUUGAUCCAAAUGCCACAAAGGCAGAUGAAACAACCCCUCUCAUAUCACAAACGCCCCCAGAACCUGUCAAGUAUGGUAAAUCUGUGUUAUAUCGAGCCUUACUGUGUGGCUUCGUCGUAUCGCUGUCGUUUGGCGUGACGCAGGUUCCGCUUCUCUUUGUCUUUCGUCUGAUGACAUGCCAGGCAUAUUAUACGAAUCAUCCAGAGCCAUCUCACGGCGAUCGUUGUGAUAACCACGCCAUUGAAGCCGGCACGGCUCGAGCCUACAGUUUACUCGGAGCCUCAACUACUUUCUUCGGAGUUGCAAACUUGUUCGUGACAGGAUGGGCAAUCAAGAAACUGGGCGUGAGAGCCGCUCUUCUGAAUUCGGUUUUCUGGCCAGCCGUUCGUCUCGCUGUCCAGAAUCUUGGUGUGGUCACUGGAGGUGCAGCGGGAAUUAUGAUCAUCCAAGCAUCACAAAUAAUCUGCAUCAUCGGAGGACCAGCUGGAUAUCUCCUCGCUCUCAACUCCUAUGUUGCCGAAAUUCUUGAGGCCAGCGAACGCACCGGAGCUCUGGGGAAGCUUCAAGGUUGCUCGUUCCUUGGCACAGCACUUGCCUACCUCCUCGGUGGGAUAAUCAGCGACACAUUCGGUAUCCUAGCUCCAUUCCAAGUAACACUAGCUCUAUUUACUCUAUCAUCUAUGUACGUGGUCGUGGCUCUUCCGUGGAUCCCACCCAGCAAGACCGUCACGGCAGCACCAACGACUAAACUCACCAAAUUCUUCGGGCCGUUGAAGAUCUUCACGCCUCAAACCUGGGUACUGGAAAAUGGUCAGAUCAAGAAACAGUACGAAACGAUUCUGCUAGGUAUCGGGGUAUUUCUCGGCGUUCUCGCAACUGGUUUCAUCCCUGUGCUUCUUCAAAUGUAUGCGACCGAUGUAUACGGUUUCGGCACAACGGAGAACGGUUACUUGAUCUCCUUGAACUCCUUCAUCCGCGGUAUAUUCCUCACCUCUGUAUUUCCACACAUUAUAUCCUACGGAAGAGCGCGAUACUCAAAUCCAAGACAUGUCAAAAAUUGCGAAACCUCCUCAAUCAAAGAUCCUGAUCUCCCGACCGAGCCGAACGACUUAGCAGGGGAAGUCAGAGACCAUGACGAAGAGCCGAUGGCCAAUCCACAUUUGGAGCAUGAGAACGAAACGUUUGAUUUCGAUUUACAGUAUAGUCGCUACAGUUUGCUUGCUGACUGCAUUUUGACUGGUUGUGCGACGUUUGUUACUCAGGGGUGGCAGCUAUAUGUGGUGGCAAUUUUACUGCCGUUCGCCUCUGGAACGGGAUCUAGUGCCAAGGGGACGAUUAUCCAGAUGUGUUCGCCGUCGGAGAGAACGGAUGCUCUGAGUGCUAUCACACUUGUUGAGAUGGUGGCGAGAUUAACGACCACUUCCGUUUUCGGAUUGGUAUUCGCUGCUUUUGCUGAAGCUGGGAAGAUAAAUCUCGUGUUCACGUGCAAUGCUGCUGUGGCAUUUGUUGGGUACAUCGUCCUGCUUUUUGCGUACUUUCCUCCCGAUGGAAGCCAGCGUCUUGGCGAACACGUCGAAGAAGCUGAAGAAGAAAGUCCGCUUAUGGAAUAGAUAAAUGAGCAUUUAAAUGUUGAGGAGAUAUCGCAAAUUUGCUUUAUUAGAAUCAGACAGAGGUUCAAUGAGAAAGUAAUGCAUUUGGAGAAGGCGUUGGGAAUCAUAGAAAGGGCAAGCUGGCCAGCUUUGGUAUAGAAGAUGGUUUAUGGCGUUCGGAGAAACCCAGAUGGGAUCGUAAAGGGCAGGGAUAUAUCCUAGAACAUAUCACAAAACAUUUAAUAGCCAAAGCACCCGAAUGAUCUGUCCAGUGCCUCCACUUUAGGUUGCACACGACUUUGAUUUAGGCUUUGCUCUGCCACCCAGCGCUUUGACUACUCGCUAAGUCAUUGAGGCGAGUAAACAACUCAAAAGAUACAUGGCUGUAUUGGAAUUAUGCACAAUUCACACUCAGGCGCUGAUUAAUGUAUUUCAAAAACUUACUAUUGAUAGGAAGUCGUGAAAUACUGAAUGCUGGCGUUCCUGCCGAAC
Cadophora gregata is the source of this 2320-nucleotide messenger RNA. RefSeq lists its product as uncharacterized. Bases 230 to 1849 code for a protein of 539 amino acids. The record is from RefSeq and is a predicted model, not a curated record. The transcript is spliced from 5 exons. Lineage: Eukaryota; Fungi; Ascomycota; Leotiomycetes; Helotiales; Ploettnerulaceae. Gene Ontology annotation, biological process: transmembrane transport. Gene Ontology annotation, molecular function: transmembrane transporter activity. Gene Ontology annotation, cellular component: membrane.